Molecule: messenger RNA, 4728 nt
Organism: Adineta ricciae
Lineage: Eukaryota; Metazoa; Rotifera; Eurotatoria; Adinetida; Adinetidae
Source: the annotation of a GenBank genome assembly
AUGACUACUAAGAAACAAAACACUCCUGAAAAGGUUACUACGAAGAAUAACGAAGAAACGUCGAUACGAAUGCCGCAAUUCACACCACCAUCAAAUCGGAAAGAAAUUCCAACGAGUAGAAGGUCUUCCUCCGCCGAUAUAAGAAAAGAAAAGGAUGCAGAGAGAAAAAGACGUCGGCGAGCCAAUGAAACUUCAGAGGAAAGAGGCAUACGAAACGAAAAAAUGCGUCUUAACACCCGUAGAAAGCGUAGUUUGGAGAGUAGUAAUGCAUCAUUAGAACGCUUAAAUAAACAGCAAAUAAUUGACAAGACGCGUAGAAGUAAUGAAACACCUGAAGAACAUCGAGCUCGACUCGAUCAACAACAAGCAAUUGAUACGACACGAAGAAAUACUGAAACUGCUGAAGAACAUCAAGCUCGACUCGAUCAACAACAAGCAAUCGAUACGACACGACGAAGUAAUGAAACAGCUGAAGAACAUCGAGCUCGACUCGAUCAACAACAAGCAAUUGAUACGACACGACGAAGAUACGAAACAGCUGAAGAGAGGGCCGGGCGCAUUAGAAGUAUUAGUCGGCGUCGUACAAAACGUGUGAUGGAGGCAAGAAAUAAUCCACCUGUGAAAAUAUGGCCAGCGGCUAUAUCUCAGAAAGUUAAAGAAAACUGUCUCAGAGAGUUCAACAAGAGAAUGUCGAUGGAUAGUCUACGCGAACAAGUAUGCGUUGUGUGCAAUUCACGACACAAUGAAAAGAAAAUGCAUAAUCUACUGCUAUCUGAUAUUAAUGCUGCACUUCUUAAGCCUAAUCGGAAUCUUCAUGAAAUAAUUCCUGAAAUUCGAUCGGUAUACUCACAACAUACGGAAUUUGACGAAGAAGAGACAUUUGUCGAAAAUCCAGACUUUCACGAAAAAUCGAACCUAAGCAAUUCCUCGUAUCUCAUAUCAGAUGGUCGACUUUUAUACCGCGAUGGUUUGCUACAACAGGGAGGUCACUCUGAUGCUGACUGUCGAAUGUGUCAUGAAUGUUGGCUGGCUAUAUCAAAGGGAAAAAUUUCAAAGUUUUCACCUGCUAAUGGUAUGUGGAUCGGUGAUGUACCCAAUCAAUUGAAAGGGCUCACUAUUCCUGAACAAAAGUUGAUAUCUCUGUAUCGUCACAACAGUUGCAUCAUCAAACUACAUUCCCCAUGGCACUCAGCCAAUACAGCUCAGCCGGCUCUCAAAGGAAACUGUAUCACUUUUCCCCAAAAUCUUUCGAACAUUGCCACCAGUCUUCCUUUAUCUCCAAAUGAACUUUCUGCAUCAAUCAAAAUUAUUUUCAUCGGAUCUUCUAAGCCAGCUCGUCAUCACCUUCGUAAAAUUCUGUCCGUUAGACGAAAACGGGUUCUCGAUGCCCUUAUUUGGCUCAAAGAGAAUAAUAUAUUGUAUAGUCAUAUAUCUCUCGACAAGCAUAUUAUUGCUAGUCUUCCAGAUGACGACGUUCCAGAAUCCAUUUGGGAAACACUCGAUUAUAUAUUAGAUGAUAAGAAUGCUCUUGCUGAAAGAGAGGGAUAUACCGAAGAUCCUCUCACUAGUGAGCAAGCUGUGUCAGAGCAAACUACAACUGACUUUAUUCCUAUAAAUCCAAGCGGUGUUCUGGAUGUUAACGGUGCAUCUGUAUCAGUAGAGGAUAUUAAUGAGCAAAUGCUUCGAAAACUUCAAAUCGAUGCAAACAAGCAACCUGUCAACUCGUCUCAUAAUAAUACUAAUGAUGAACUUGUUCAUAUGAUUCCAAGAGGAAAAGCACCUACCAAUGAAUAUAACAAUCCAACCUUAUUGCUUGGUCUGUACCCAACACUCUUUCCUUAUGGAACAGGAGCGUUUGAAGAUGCUUCUCGACUGGUCAAAAUCUCAUUCAAGAAACAAAUUCAGUACCUACUUUCGUAUAAUGAUCGCCGUUUUGAAGAACAUCACUCUUUUAUAUUUAUUGUCUUCAAUAUGUUACAACGACGAGAAGCCUGUCUUCAUGCUCGAUUAAUGACGUCAAAACCAUAUUUUAGCAAGACAGCUGAACAAAUUGUCUCGCUGAAUGCCGACGAUAUCAAGCAAGUGCUAAAUGGUUUUGAAAAAAAUGAAAUUAAUAGAUCAAGUCGUAAUCCACAAGUCAAUGCACUUUUAAGUCAAGUUAAAGCAGUCGGAGGAAAAGUAAUGGGCUCAGCGCAAUCUCGAUCUAUGCUGCGCAAUCAAAUUCAUGGUAUAAUUUUUAACCAAGGCUUGCCAAGCAUCUUUCUUACCAUCAAUCCGGCGGAUAUUAACAGUCGUGUAGCUCUCUACNCUCGAAGACGACUUCAUAUGUCACUAAAUUAUACAUAUUCGGAUUCAGCGCAUCAAACUGCAUCAUAUCACAUAAAAAAUUCAACAAAAAAAAAUUUGCUCCAGUUUUGCUUGUCGCCAACCUUACUAAGGAACAAAAGAAAGCGGAGUCUGGAGAGUACUAAUGCAUCAUUGGAUCGCUUAAAUAAACAGCAAAUAAUUGAUGAGACACGAAGAAAUAACGAGACACCUGAACAACAUCGAGCUCGACUGGAUCAACAGCAGGUGAUCGAUAGCAUCCGCAGAGACAAUGAAACGACUGAAGAGAGAACGGCGCGCAUUAGGAGUAUUAAUCGAGGUCGUGCAAAACGUGUGAUGGAGGUAAGAAAUAAUCCACCUACAAAAAUUUGCCCAGCUGCUAUACCUCAAAAAGUUAAAGAGCAAUGUCUCAGUAAUUUUUACAAAAGGAUGUCAAUGGACAGUCUUCAGGAGCAAGUGUAUGUCACGUGCAAUGCUAGAUAUAAUGAAAAAACGAUACAUAAUAUGUUGUUGUCUGAUAUUAAUAAUAGUCUUCUCGUGCCUCAUAGUAGUCUUCAGGAUAUUUUUGCUGCUUCAUCAGCACAUUCUCAACGCACAGAUUUCAAUCGACAAAAAAACUUUGCAGACAAUACAGCAGAUCAAGCAAUACCAAAUGCAAACAGUUCUAGUUACAUUAUUUCAAAUAACCGACUAUUAUACCGUGAAGGUUUAUUGACACACAGAAGUCAAUCGAAUGUCGAUUGUCGGAUGUGUCAUCAAUGUUGGUUAGCUAUCUUAAAGGGAAAAUUUUCAAAAUUUUCGCCUGCUAAUGGCAUGUGGAUAGGCGAUGUACCCGAUCAAUUGAAAGGACUCACGAUUCCUGAGCAGAAGUUGAUUUCUCUUUAUCGACACAACAGUUGUAUCAUUAAACUACAUUCUCCAUGGCACUCAGCCAAUACAGCUCAGCCGGCCCUCAAAGGAAACUGCAUUACUUUUCCUCAGAAUCUCUCAAGCAUUGCUGUUAGUCUUCCUUUAUCGCCAAAUGAACUUUCUGCAUCGACCAAAAUCAUAUUUAUCGGAUCUUCUAGACCAUCUUGGCAUCAUCUUCGCAAAGUUCUGACUGUUAGAAGACAAAGAGUUCUUGAUACUCUUGUCUGGCUAAAAAAUAAUAAUAAAUUGUACGGUCAUAUAUCUGUUGACAAACAUAUCAUUGCAACUCUUCCAGAUGACGAUGUCCCUGAAUCUAUUUCGGAAACACUCGACUAUAUAUUAUAUGAUAAAAAUGUUCAUAGCGAAAGAGAAGGAUACACCGAAGAUCCUUUGAUUAGUGAUCAGGCUAUGUCUGAGAAAUCCACAUCCGAUUUCAUACCUAUAAACCCAAGUGGUGUUUUGGAUGUUAACGGUGCAUCUGUAUCCGCAGAGGAUAUUAAUGAGCAGAUGCUUCGUAAACUUCAAAUCGAUGCAAACAAGCAAUCUGUCAACUCACUUCAGGAUAAUACUAAUGAUGAACUUGUUCAUAUGAUUCCAAGAGGAAGUGCACCCAUCAAUGAAUAUAACAAUCCAACCUUAUUGCUUGGUCUAUACCCAACACUUUUUCCUUAUGGAACAGGAGCUUUCGAAGAUACGUCUCGGCCAGUCAAAAUCUCAUCCAACAAGCAAAUUCAAUACCUACUUUCGUAUAAUGAUCGCCGUUUUGAAGAACAUCACUCUUUUAUAUUUAUUGUCUUCAAUAUGUUACAACGACGAGAAGCUUGCCUUCAUGCUAGAUUAAUGACAUCAACACCAUUUUUUAGCAAGACAGUCGAGCAGAUUGUCUCGCUAAAUGUCGAUGACAUCAAGCAAGUGUUAAAUGGUGUCGAAAAAAAUAAAAUCAAUACAUCAAGUCGUAACCCGCAAGUCAAUGCACUUUUGAGUCAAGUGAAAGCAGUCGGAGGAAAAGUAAUGGGCUCAGCACAAUCUCGAUCUAUGCUGCGCAAUCAAAUUCAUGGUAUACUUUUUAACCAAGGCUUGCCAAGUGUCUUUCUUACCAUCAAUCCUGCGGAUAUUAACAGUCGUGUAGCUCUCUACUUUGCAGGAGUUAAUCUUGAUUUAGAUGCGAUCAUUCCAAAUAAUCUCCCAUCAACCCACCAAAGGGUUGAAAUCAUUACAUCACAUCCUGUAGCAACAGCUAAAGUUUUUCAUCACCUCAUUACAAGCAUUCUCGAAGCUAUGAUUUCAGGUGAAGGAGUUUUAGGACCUGUCAAGGGAUAUUUUGGUACAGUAGAAAAUCAAGGAUGUGACUCAUUACAUUUGCACAUGCUCAUUUGGCUUGAUCAUAAAUAUUCGCCUGCUCAACUUCGGGAAAAAAUAAAAGAUGAACAAUUCCGUAAUAAUCUUAGAGACUAUCUCGAAGACAUCAUUAGCGAAGAUUUAGAUCAUUUGUGA